AAAUUUAGAGUUAUAUAAUUUCCCUUAAAUAUACUCCAUAAUUUAUGAUAUUUAUUUUAAUGCGAACAAAUUAGGGAGUGGGGUCCCACUUACAUGUCUGUAAAAUCCAGAAUAUCUCAUAUACUCCCUCAUCUCCAUGUGCUCUUACUCUUCAUCACUUCCUGUUUCCUGCUGUCAUUUCUCUCUCCUCUUUCCCACCUUCUCUGAUCACUCCAUGUGAACUUUCUCUAUUCAUUCAUUUCCUCUGCACUUGUAGAAUGUUCAUUGAAUGUCUCUCCAUUAACUCCAUGGAUUUCUGACCUUCUUUCUCUUUCUACUUUCUCUCUCUACUCUCUCUCCGCAUUUAUUAUUUCCUCUAUGGACUUCAAUACUCAUCUUGAUUACGUCCUCUUUCAACUCACUCCUACUCGAACAAGAUGUGAUUUGGUCAUCUUUGCCGGAAAAUCGAACGAGAAGUUAGCGUACGGUCUCCUUGAACCGUUUAUUGCUCAUUUACGAUCUGCUAAAGAUCAGAUUUCUAAAGGCGGUUACUCGAUAACACUUCGUCCAUCUUCUUCUCUCAAUUCUCAUUGGUUUACUAAAGGAACAUUGCUUAGGUUUGUGAGGUUUGUAAGUACGCCGGAAGUUUUGGAGAGAUUUGUCACAAUUGAGAGAGAAAUUGCGCAGUUGGAGAAUUCGAUUAAAUCAUAUGAGAAUUCAAAUGUUGCUGAUGAUAGUGUUGCAACCGAGAAUGAAGGAAAUUCCAAGGAUUCAGCAAUUUCUAUCAAGUCUCAAAGUGAAUCCAAUGACAGCAGUGAUCACGCACGGGAGGAAAAUUCAAAGGUCCGUCUGCAGCGUGUAUUGGAAACUCGUAAAGCAGUCCUCCGGAAAGAACAAGCUAUGGUUUAUGCUCGAGCUUUGGCAGCUGGAUUUGAAAUUGAUAACUUGCACAAUCUUCUUUCAUUUUCUGAUGCGUUUGGAGCAGAACGCUUGAGGGAGGCUUGCAUAAAUUUUAAAGAUCUCUGCAAGAAGAAGAAUGAAGACAGACUUUGGGUGGAUGAGAUUGCUGCAAUGCAGGCUAUGGUGCAGCCUGAAUUGGCUUUCAUGGGAACAUCUGGCAUUAUUCUUGCCGGUGAAGAAAAUGAUCCAUCUAAAGGUGUCAAACAGAAUGGUAGCACAGAUGUGUCCAUGUCUGAUUCUGUGGCAAGUCAUGGAAGUUCAGAUGCAAAUGCAGAUUCUCAGAAUCCAACUAUUGAUGCCAAAGCGCAAAUGUCAAAUCCAUGGGUGCAACAAUUUUCUCCAUACAUGCGUAACUUCCCGGGUCCCAUGUAUCAGCAAAUGCCCCCUUAUCAAGGUUAUGGCUUAACAGGCAUGCAGGUUGCCCCUCCGUAUUAUCCAAAUAUGCCAUGGCCAUCUGAUGUUAACGGUUAUGCUGAGCAUGAAUCACAUGAUCGUCGUGAUCAUAGAUCAUCGACCAAAAAGAAGGGGAAAUCCUCUAAUGCAUGGGGAUCAGAAAAGGAUCUUGAGGAACAUACGGGGUCCAGUGGAUCCAGUUCUGAGUCAGAUUCUUCAGUAGAGAGAUCUCAUAAGAAAAAGCACGGGAAAAAGUCUUCAAGGAAAGUUGUUAUACGCAAUAUUAACUACAUUACAUCCAAGAGAGAUGGAGAAAGGGAUGGUUCUUCUGAGACUGAUUCAUCUGAUGAGGAUGAUUACUUGGAUGGAGAUUCACUCAAGCAGCAACUGGAAGAAGCAGUUGGGUCUUUUGAGAAACAUAAAAAGUCAACUUCUCGUCAACACAAGAAACAUAAUGGAUCCAAGAACCAUAGUGCUGCUAUUGCUGUUGAUAAUGAUGAUGACGUUUCUGUGAAGAAUAACAAUGUAAAUAAAGGCAAUGAAAAUUGGGAUGCUUUGCAGCAGCUACUGAUGAGGGAGGAAUCAGAUUCUUACAACCAUGAGCCUCAUUCAGUGUCAGCUGAAGAAAAAUUCUUCGCCACCGAGAGAUCUUGUGAGCAAAGUUCAGGUGCAUUCAAGCCAGAAGCAGAGGGGAGGACAAAACAUAAACCAAUGGCUACUGAUGCUUUUCUAGUUACUGAAAAGGGUGCAGGAGAUAAUGAUGAUGUGCAGAAAGUCUUGGUUCAAGGCUUUGACCCCAGCGAGAGUGCUCGCCGAGUAAUUAGAAGGGGUAACACUCCUGAAGAGUUCCUCUUUUCACAAAGAAAUGAAGAAACAGACAAUUAUACACGUGUAUUGCUCUCUGAUGAUGUUUCCCAUUCGUCUGUGAUCAAAAGCCAUACUAGUGAUGAUUGGUUUGUAGGAAAACAAUCCGAUGGAGCAGCGAAUCAGGGAGGAAGCAAUCACCUCGGGUUUAUUGAAGGAGAUUAUUUGAGAUCUUCAACUGAUCAGGUAGAGCAACGUAGUAAGCAUGUUAUUGUUGAUGAUUCUUUCAUGAUUCAAGGUCGAUUCACAGAUGGGCAUCCUGAGUCCCAGCUGAAGACAGAUAUUAGCCUUGUUUCUGAUAUUGUUGAGGCCACCCUCAUGGAAAAUGUAACAGCAGUUCCGCAGCAAAAAUCUGAAUCGUUUAAUUUCUAUGAACCAGAUGAGCUUUACAUGGUUCGUGAUCACGAUACUGUUGUGGAACAAACAGUACCAUCUUGGAAUCCUGAGCUAGAUUAUGAAAAUUACAUAUCAAUGAAUGAUUCGACUAAGAAAUCAGAUUUAGAUACAUGUGAAGAGACAAAUGUGGAAUCUAACAAAAAAAAUCUUGACAGCAAAAAGAAUGGGAAAGCUUCAAGUAGAGACCCUAGGUCAAGAAUCGUGAAUGGGCCAUUGCGAAAAACUAAACCAGAUAGCACUCCAGGAACUAAAAGGUCUACUUUUGGCAGUAAAACAAUUACUCCCAAGAGCUUACUUGAAAAGAAACAAGAAGAAGAGAGAAGAAAGAGAAUGGAAGAGCUACUUAUUCAAAGGCAAAAACGAAUUGCUGAAAGGAGUUCUGUACGUGGUGGUAACGCAAUGGCAUCUAGGAAGGCUCAAACUGGAAGUAAAGCAGUUACAACUAAUGCUACCACUGACAAGUCAAAGCCAAAACCUGUCCUCAGGAGUUCCACCAUCGAACGACUUGCAGCUGCAAAGACAUCUCCAAAAUCUCCUAGCCCUCAAGCUAAGAAGGAAGCUCCUAAAGUAAAAGGUACCAAUUUGAACAGUGGUGCUCAGAAGAUUAGUAGUACAGAUACCAAAAAAUCCAAUGCAGACAAGAAAAUGUCUUCAGAGAGAAAAGCUGGUGUUGAAAAUCUAAAUGGGGCAACUGUAUCAGUUUCAGAUGCGAUGGAAGAAAAAAGCACUUGUAAACUUGAUGCUCCAGCUUCCCAUAUGGUCGAUGUUCCCAAAGACAUCAAAGAGCUACACAUUACAUCUUCAACCAUUAACAAGGAUGUAAAAGUAGUAGCGCAGAUUGAAGCUUCAUACGAAAAGGUAGGAAACCCCCUUGAAGAUAAUUCUACAACCUUAAAUUCUAUCAAGGAAAUAAACGAUAAUAUAUCUAAAGAUACUGUAUCUACUCUAAAAGAGGGAAAAGUUUCUGAUGAUCAUGAUAAAUCUAAUCCAGAAUUGAAUAUCCACCCAGUGCCCGAGUCACCUCCCAAGCAGUUGAGUUCCACUUCGAUUUCCGAGGAAACAGUCGUGAGUAGUCCAAUCUCUCCAGAAAUAUCUGAGAUAGAAGAAUCAACUCCAACUAAGGAAACAAGUGUAGAUCUUGUCCAGACAAGGAAGAAAUGGGAUGGGGCUGAAAACUCCCCAAAAACAGCCAAGGGGUUCAGGAAGCUUCUCAUGUUUGGUCGAAAGAGUUAGAGUUCACCGGAUAAGAUGUAAAUCAUGCACAAAGAUAAAUUUCAUACACCACUUUUGAUGGCCAUUUCAUGUUUAUACUGCAGAUAAUAAACCAAAGGAAAGAGAAUCCUUUGCUGCAUAAUUUUACUUCUCGGUCCAGGAACUUUUAUAAUUCAACUUUGAGUGCCUUCCGAGUAUGAAGAGUAUUUGAUUGAAGUCCCGCUGUGAGUAUUCAGUUUUAAAUAUUAUAGACUAUAAUGUGUGCACAUAUUAUAUCUUUAUCUAGUGCAUUGAUCAAUUUGAUUCUUACAUUUGCUUGUGUUGUAUUCUUUGUAGUUUGUACAAGUAUAAUCUGUGUGUACUUUGUUUAUACUUUAUACCCUCGUAAUGAAAUUGAUUAAUUA
Molecule: messenger RNA, 4208 nt
Organism: Amaranthus tricolor (Joseph's coat)
Lineage: Eukaryota; Viridiplantae; Streptophyta; Magnoliopsida; Caryophyllales; Amaranthaceae
Product: COP1-interacting protein 7
Exons: 9
Coding region: 358-3825 (1155 amino acids)
Biological process (GO): positive regulation of DNA-templated transcription; response to light stimulus
Source: RefSeq, a predicted model, not a curated record